CGUAGUCAUCUUGUUAUAAAUUUGUUUGCUAUAUAACACAACCAAAAUUCUAAUAGGCUUGAACACUCAUAAACUCAUCUCGACUUUCAAGCAAUGGCAGCUCAAACAAUGAAAAAGAUAUGCAGUGUAUUGAUGAUUGUAGUUUUAUUUACGAUGAUGGUUUCAACAUACGCGAAUUUGGUGGAAGUGUGUGUUAAACAUUGUGUUCCGAAUCAAUGCAUGAAAGUUUCUAACAAUGCAACUCUUCCUUUAUGUGAGACUGCUUGCAGAAAACUCUGCAAUGAAGACAACCAUUCUCAUGAGAAAUACAUCGCGCCUCGAAGUUACUGCGAUGGAUUUUUCUGGUUUCUAUGUAUGAAGCAAACUUAA
Arabidopsis lyrata subsp. lyrata is the source of this 369-nucleotide messenger RNA. RefSeq lists its product as uncharacterized. The record is from RefSeq and is a predicted model, not a curated record. Bases 94 to 369 code for a protein of 91 amino acids. The transcript has a single exon. NCBI's taxonomy places the organism in Eukaryota, Viridiplantae, Streptophyta, Magnoliopsida, Brassicales, Brassicaceae.